Molecule: messenger RNA, 1422 nt
Organism: Pollicipes pollicipes
Lineage: Eukaryota; Metazoa; Arthropoda; Thecostraca; Pollicipedomorpha; Pollicipedidae
Product: glutamate receptor ionotropic, delta-2
Exons: 10
Coding region: 1-1422 (473 amino acids)
Cellular component (GO): membrane
Molecular function (GO): ligand-gated monoatomic ion channel activity
Source: RefSeq, a predicted model, not a curated record
AUGUACCGACUGGGUACCCGCCUGGCCGGCUGGGGCACGUGUCUGACGUGCCUGGCCUUUGAGCUGCGCGCCAGCAAGUACGGCCGUCUCUCAGGCCCGGGCGGCGGCGGCGGCGGCGGCAGCGAGACACGUCUGCGGCCGGCCGGCCACUGGAACGCCACCUGGCGGCUGGACCUCACCUUCCCCGACCUGUUCCGUGGCGCGCACCUCAUCGUGUGCACGCUACCCUGGCACGGCGUGGUGACAUACCAGCUGGACGGCGCCGGCGCCGUGGUCAGUCGCAGCGGACUCAGUUUCGUCAUCCUGGACACGCUGGCUCAGGAGCUGGGCUUCACGUACUCGGUGGUGGAGCCGCCGGACGGCCAGUGGGGCCUGCUGCUGGAGAACGGCUCGUGGACGGGCCUGGUGCGCAUGCUGGCGUUCGGCGAGGCGGACGUCUGCGGCCCCUUCUCCUCGACGCCCGCCCGCCAGGCGGCCGUCGGCAGCACAGUCGCCUUCUUCACCGACUACUACGACCUCAUGACGCCCAAGGCCCGGGUCGAUCACGGCGUCUUCAUCUACAAGGAUCCCUUCACGCUUGAGGUGUGGCUCGGUAUACUGCUCACCAUGCUGACCGUGUCCGCCCUGCUGUACGCCAUCAACGGCGCCUCGCCGCGCGGCGAGGACGCGCCCGCCGCGAGCCGCACCGGAGGCCUCUUCCGGGCCGGCAACUGCCUCUGGUACAUAUACGGUGCCACCAUCAACCAGGGCGGGGUGCAUCUGCCGACGGCCGUAUCCGGUCGGCUGGUGGUCGGCUUCUACUGGCUAUUCUCCCUCAUCUGCGACCCGUUGGCGGGCCUGAGUCGGCAGCUGUGGAGCAUGCAGCAGCGCGGCCGCGGCCGGUUCUUCCCUCCGUCCGAGGACGCGCUGCCGCUGGUGAAGGACGGCGGCUGGGUCAUCAUCGCCUCCGCCCUCGACAUCCGCUUCAUGGUCGACGCCGAGAUGCGGAAGGUGCUCGGCCGGGACCCGGGCGCGCGCGAGCCAUGCGAGCUGGAAGCCAUCGCCGCUCACGUCAAGGAGAUCAGCGUCGUGUUUGGCCUGCAGAAGCGCAGCCCCUACAAGCCGGCGUUCGACCGAUACUUGCGGCUGAUGCAGGAGUCGGGCCUGAUCGAGGCGUGGCUGCGCAGCUCACUGCCCAACGCCAGCGUCUGCCUGCCGGAGGACGGCGGCCGGCCGCAGCUGGGCGCCGGGCGCGCGGGCCUCUCACUGGCCGAGAUGCAGGGCGCCUUCUGGCUGCUGUUCGGCGGUCUGCUGGCCGCCGCCGCAGCCCUCCUGCUCGAGCGGCUGGCUCGCUGUCGCAGCCGGCCUACCGCCUGGCACACGGGGUCCGCUCGGGGACGGGCGCGGGUGGCUGAGAUCGUGCCGGUGGAGAGCCACGGCUGA